AUGGUGAAAUAUUGUUUCAUUAACUCCUUAGGAAUCCAUUUUGAACACAAGCUGGAGUUCAACUCAUCAUGGCCAAGCGAAAAAUUGGCGGUUGGCCAGAUUGGAGGUGUUGCCACUGAUAAAGAUGGGAAUGUGUACAUAUUCCAUCGAGGUUCUAGACAAUGGAAUGCACAAUGCCAUAUUUACUGUGCGACAUUCUGUGUUUUUAAAAUUCCUCAAGGAGAAACAUCACCUAGUUUGGUUCUUGGACACAGAUUCCAACACGGUUCGGACUUGACUUCUUUCUGUAAACCUACAGAUGUGGCUGUUCUUUCUUCGGGAGAGUUCUUUGUCUCAGAUGGCUACUGCAAUGGUCGAGUAUUGAAAUUUGCUCGGAAUGGAACGUUAAUUAGAGCUUGGGGAGAGAGACAAGACUUUGCUGCCAACCCUCCCCCGAUUGGAUCAUUUGACAUCUCUCAUAGCGUUACCGUAUCAGAAGAGAACAAUCUGGUCUGUGUGGCUGACAGAGAAAAUGGGCGGAUACAAUGUUUUGACUUGGAUGGUAAUUUCAAGCACAUCAUCAAACAUCCUGAAUUUGGGAACCGGCUUUUUGCUAUUGAACAGUCUCCUGUUCAGGGUGGUGUUUUAUAUGCUGUCAAUGGACCAUCAUUUAGUGGGCCCACAGACAUUUCUGUACAAGGCUUUACCUUGGACAUCAAAACAGGUGCCCUUUUGGAAACCUGGAACAUUCCUCAGCAUCUUCACAACCCGCAUGAUGUGUGCAUACAUACAGGUAGUCAGUCAGUGUAUGUUGGAGAGCUGAAUCCUCAGGCUGUGUGGAAAUUGUCCAGGCAACUACCCACUGCUGAGUCCACUACACCUGUACAUUGUUUGAUAAUUUAUGGUGAGGUCAGUUUCUGA
Molecule: messenger RNA, 900 nt
Organism: Candidula unifasciata
Lineage: Eukaryota; Metazoa; Mollusca; Gastropoda; Stylommatophora; Geomitridae
Source: the annotation of a GenBank genome assembly